AUGAACUUAAUUAAAAUUCGUAGUGUAGCAAUCAAUGCAGUUGAAAAAGCAUGUAGAGCAUGCUUGGAAAUUCAAAGUCAAUUAAUUUCACAAGAUACAAUCAACAAAAAAGAUCAAUCACCAGUUACAGUUGGUGAUUAUACUGUCCAAGCAUUGGUUAUCAAUGAAAUUAUUAAAAACUUAGAAGAAGAGUAUCCAUUCAUUGCUGAAGAAGAUUCAAAAACAUUAUCAUCGGAAAAAGAUGUUGAGGAUAAAGUAUUAUCAUUCUUUAACCGUUUCUCUGGUGAAUCAUUCGAUGGCAAACAAUUAGGCAGCAUUUUAGACAAGGGUAACAAAAAGAAAACCAUAUCAAAUACAAAUAGAUGGUGGACAUUAGAUCCAAUUGAUGGUACAUUAGGAUUUUUAAGAAAAGAUCAAUAUGCAGUAGCAUUAGCUUUAAUGGAAGAUAAUAAACCAAUUUUAGGUAUUUUAGGUUGUCCAAGUUUACCAAUCUCCAAAGGAUCAGAAGAGAAAGGUUGUAUUUUUGUUGGUAUGAAAGGCAGUGGAUCAUUUAUGAAACCACUUUCUAAUAUUCAAACUGAACAAUCAAUCAGUGUUUCAGAUAAAUCAGAUCCAACUAAAGCAGUUUUUACUGAAAGUUUUGUUUCAAGAGGUUUUGGUCAUGAAUUAAACCAAAAGAUUUCAAAAGAUAUGGGUGUCACCGAAGAACCAUUAAAAAUUGAUAGUCAAUGUAAAUACGCUAUGGUUGCAAGAGGCGACAGUGACUGCUACCUCAGAUUAACUCAAAUGGACUACAGAGAAUGCAUCUGGGAUCAUGCUGCUGGUCAUAUUAUUGUCGAAGAAGCCGGUGGUGUAGUCACUGAUUUCAAAGGUAACCAAUUAGAUUAUUCCAAAGGCUACAAAUUAGAAGAUAAUGUUGGUAUUGUUUGUUCAAAUAAAAAUUUACAUAACCCACUUUUUGAAUCAAUCAAAAAAUCAAUUCAAUUAUAA
Molecule: messenger RNA, 990 nt
Organism: Dictyostelium purpureum
Lineage: Eukaryota; Evosea; Eumycetozoa; Dictyosteliales; Dictyosteliaceae
Exons: 2
Coding region: 1-990 (329 amino acids)
Biological process (GO): phosphatidylinositol phosphate biosynthetic process; sulfate assimilation
Molecular function (GO): 3'(2'),5'-bisphosphate nucleotidase activity
Source: RefSeq, a predicted model, not a curated record